Molecule: messenger RNA, 1644 nt
Organism: Procambarus clarkii (red swamp crayfish)
Lineage: Eukaryota; Metazoa; Arthropoda; Malacostraca; Decapoda; Cambaridae
Source: RefSeq, a predicted model, not a curated record
AUGGGGGUGCUGGGCUGGUUGCAUCGUCCGCCGCUACUGCUAGCUGGCUCCUCGCACCGGCUGUCAGGCCCCCAGCUGGCUCCUCGCACCGGCUGUCAGGCCCCCCAGCUGGCUCACCGGCUGUCAGGCCCCCAGCUGGCUCCUCGCACCGGCUGUCAGGCCCCCAGCUGGCUCCUCGCACCGGCUGUCAGGCCCCCAGCUGGCUCCUCGCACCGGCUGUCAGGCCCCCAGCUGGCUCCUCGCACCGGCUGUCAGGCCCCCAGCUGGCUCCUCGCACCGGCUGUCAGGCCCCCAGCUGGCUCCUCGCACCGGCUGUCAGGCCCUCAGCUGGCUCCUCGCACCGGCUGUCAGGCCCCCAGCUGGCUCCUCGCACCGGCUGUCAGGCCCCAGCUGGUUCCUCGCACCGGCUGUCAGGCCCCCAGCUGGCUCCUCGCACCCGGCUGUCAGGCCCCCAGCUGGCUCCUCGCACCCGGCUGUCAGGCCCCCAGCUGGCUCCUCGCACCGGCUGUCAGGCCCCCAGCUGGCUCCUCGCACCGGCUGUCAGGCCCCCAGCUGGCUCCUCGCAACCGGCUGUCAGGCCCCAGCUGGCUCCUCGCACCGGCUGUCAGGCCCCCAGCUGGCUCCUCGCACGGCUGUCAGGCCCUCAGCUGGCUCCUCGCACCGGUGUCAGGCCCCCAGCUGGCUCCUCGCACCCGGCUGUCAGGACCCCCAGCUGGCUCUCGCACCCGGCUGUCAGGCCCCCAGCUGGCUCCUCGCACCGGCUGUCAGGCCCCCCAGCUGGCUCCUCGCACCGGCUGUCAGGCCCCCAGCUGGCUCCUCGCACCGGCUGUCAGGCCCCCAGCUGGCUCCUCGCACCGGCUGUCAGGCCCCCAGCUGGCUCCUCGCACCGGCUGUCAGGCCCCCAGCUGGCUCCUCGCACCGGCUGUCAGGCCCCCAGCUGGCUCCUCGCACCGGUUGUCAGGCCCCCAGAUGGCUCCUCGCACCGGCUGUCAGGCCCCCAGCUGGCUCCUCGCACCCGGCUGUCAGGCCCCCAGCUGGCUCCUCGCACCGGCUGUCAGGCCCCAGCUGGAUCCUCGCACCGGCUGUCAGGCCCCCAGCUGGCUCCUCGCACCGGCUGUCAGGCCCCAGCUGGCUCCUCGCACCGGGUGUCAGGCCCCCAGCUGGCUCCUCGCACCGGCUGUCAGGCCCCCAGCUGGCUCGCACCCGGCUGUCAGGCCCCCAGCUGGCUCCUCGCACCGGCUGUCAGGCCCCCAGCUGGCUCCUCGCACCGGGUGUCAGGCCCCCAGCUGGCUCCUCGCACCGGUUGUCAGGCCCCCAGCUGGCUCCUCGCACCGGCUGUCAGGCCCCCAGCUGGCUCCUCGCACCCGGCUGUCAGGCCCCCAGCUGGCUCCUCGCACCGGCUGUCAGGCCCCCAGCUGGCUCCUCGCACCGGCUGUCAGGCCCCCAGCUGGCUCCUCGCACCGGCUGUCAGGCCCCCAGCUGGCUCCUCGCACCGGCUGUCAGGCCCCCAGCUGGCUCCUCGCACCCGGCUGUCAGGCCCCCAGCUGGCUCCUCGCACCGGCUGUCAGGCCCCCAGCUGGCACGUUUCCCACGGUGAAGGCAGCAGGUCCGGGUCGAGGCGCUGCAGGCGGGGGAAGUAAUUAA